UGGCGCGGACGGGUCUCAACCCUCCUUGGAAGGCACCGGCGGCAGCAGAGCCCGGUUAGCUCGGAGUCACGGGCCGUCCGCAGCCGCUGCCCAGGCCCCGCCCAGAGGCCGCCGCGAGCGAGGCCGCGCCGGGACGGCUGCAGCGCGGUGUCUGACCUAAUCCACCUCCGGAGCCGGAUCCUUCUGCGUCGGCGUCCUCCGCCAAAACAGCCGCCAUGCCGGUGACGGUGACCCGCACGACCAUCACCACCACCACGUCGUCCUCCUCAGGCCUGGGCUCCCCAACCAUCGUGGGGUCCCCUCGGGCGCUGACCCAGCCCCUGGGCCUCCUCCGCCUGCUGCAGCUGCUGUCCACCUGCGUGGCCUUCUCACUGGUGGCCAGCGUGGGUGCUUGGACGGGGGCCAUGGGUAACUGGUCCAUGUUCACCUGGUGCUUCUGCUUCUCCGUGACCCUCAUCAUCCUCAUAGUCGAGUUAGGCGGGCUCCAGUCCCGCUUCCCCCUGUCCUGGAGAAACUUCCCCAUCACCUUCGCCUGCUACGCCGCCCUCUUCUGCCUCUCGGCCUCCAUCAUCUACCCCACCACCUUCGUCCAGUUCUUGUCGCACGGCCGCUCCCGGGACCACGCCAUCGCCGCCACCGCCUUCUCCUGCAUCGCCUGCGUGGCUUAUGCCACCGAAGUGGCCUGGACCCGGGCCCGGCCCGGGGAGAUCACCGGCUACAUGGCCACCGUGCCCGGCCUGCUCAAGGUGCUGGAGACCUUCGUGGCCUGCGUCAUCUUCGCCUUCAUCAGCAACCCGUACCUGUACCAGCGCCACGCGGCGCUGGAGUGGUGCGUGGCCGUGUACUCCAUCUGCUUCAUCCUGGCGGCCGUGGCCGUCCUGCUCAACCUGGGCGACUGCACCAACGUGCUGCCCAUCUCCUUCCCCAGCUUCCUGUCUGGGCUGGCCCUGCUGUCUGUCCUUCUGUACGCCACCGCUCUGGUCAUCUGGCCGCUCUACCAGUUCGAUGAGAAGUACGGCGGCGAGCCGCGGCGGUCGAAGGAUGUGAACUGCGCCAGCAGGCACGCCUCCUACGUGUGCUCCUGGGACCGCCGGCUGGCCGUGGCCAUCCUGACGGCCAUCAACCUGCUGGCGUACCUGGCUGACCUCGUGUACUCAGCCCGCCUGGUUUUCGUUCGGGUGUGAGGCUCCGGCCAAGGGCUCUUGACUCGCGCCUUGUGUCCAGGUUCCCAUUUCCUCUUCCGGGCCCCCUCUCUUCCACCUUUCUCCUUUCCUUCCCAGUUCCUCUUGCUCUUUUCUGUGUCUUUCGCUCUGGUCUCCCCUCUCCUUUCCUUCCUGUUUUGUUUGGUUGCCCAUACCCUGUUCUGCCCAUUUGCCUCCUCCUGUCUUCAUGCUCUUCUUUUCUAACCUGUUCUGCCUCUCGGCUCUUUUCAGGUCCUCUCGUUUGUUUUCUCAUCCGCCUGUAUCCUGGCCACCGCUUCCCGUUUCCUCGCUUCUGAUUUCCCUGGGAGCUCCAAGACUUCUUUCUUCUCUGCCCCCACCUCCAAAGGUGCUGAGCUCCACCCGACCCACACCUCCUUCUGCAGCUGUAUCCCGGGCCCUCCUGAGGGGCCUCGUUGCCAAAGCAUGCCUGCCCGCCCUGGCUGUACCUUGUUGGUGUGUAUGUGUGUGUUUGUGGGAGGUGGGGUGGGUGGCUAGGGAUUUGGCUCUCUUUCUCCCAGUGGAGAGAGGUAUACCAUACAGGUCCCCGUUAAGUUAAAAAGAAGUCUCUGGAGGCCAGUGAUUUUCCACUGGGCAUGAGGCUUAAAGCACAGACAGACCCUGGGUCCCUGGGUCCUGCUCGACACCGAGCCUCACCUGAGACUGGCUCCAGGGUUUUUGCCAGGCUUACUGAGAACCCACUGCCUAAAGGCCACCUUAGAGGAAGUAAAGGGUGGAUGUUUUCCAUACCGACUGCUCUCUGCCUUAUGGAGAAACCGUCCAAAGUAUUUGUGAGGGGCAGGGAUGUGGCCCUCCAGCCUCAGUGUUAAAAAUAGCCCUUCCCACUUUUGCUGGGAGGAAAAAAAAAAAAAAAAAGGCCACUGCCUGCCUUAAUGGCAAUGCUAGCCCGGGUUGGUUUGGUUUUUUUUCUUUUCCUCUUCCUGGUUCCGAGGGCAAAACUUAGACUAAGUGGCCCUAUUCUGAAAGGGGAAGUUGCUUUUCAGUUUCUUUUUUUGGGGGGUGGGCGGGCUGUUGCUGCCUUAGUCAGAGGGAUUGCAUUGCUCAGAGUGUGUGGUAUACACACACAACACACACACACACACGUGUGUUUCUGUGUGCUAGUUGUUUCCUGUAGCUGCUUCCUUGCUUCUCUGGGACUCACACGCAUAUCAUAUAUAUAAAUGUAUAAAUAUAUAUUUUAUUUUUUUUUAA
This is a messenger RNA of Hyaena hyaena (striped hyena), 2411 nucleotides long. RefSeq names its product myeloid associated differentiation marker (gene MYADM). The transcript has 3 exons. Gene Ontology annotation, cellular component: plasma membrane; cell-cell junction. The record is from RefSeq and is a predicted model, not a curated record. Bases 216 to 1184 code for a protein of 322 amino acids. Lineage: Eukaryota; Metazoa; Chordata; Mammalia; Carnivora; Hyaenidae.